Lactuca virosa is the source of this 461-nucleotide messenger RNA. Lineage: Eukaryota; Viridiplantae; Streptophyta; Magnoliopsida; Asterales; Asteraceae. The record is from the annotation of a GenBank genome assembly.
AUGGAACAACCAUCAAAGAGAAGGAAUAUGAUCGCUUGCCUCCAUCAUAACCCAAGAACACGAUUCAGAAGGGGUAUAACUGGAAAGUUGAAGGUCGGUAGAUGGUUAAAGAGUUUUAGAGGUAGGGGCAUAAUUGGGAAGUUGAAGGUAACGAAAGAGGAAUUGACAACAAAAGACGAAGUAGACGGAUUCCGGAAGCACGUGACGGGUUUGGCUGCUUUAGACUUCUUCGUGUGCUUGGAAUCCGAUAUUUUUUGUAAUGACACAUGGAGGGAAUUUUGUGAAAUUAAUAAUUGGUGCAAGAAGGUAGAUGUCAAAAGAAAUCGGAGGUGUCUUUUAUGGAAUUCCAAUCUUGGACCUUACACGGGAACAAAUUCAUUUCUGAAAUAAGUUCUCAUCUCUAGGAUUUCAUGUAUGUAAGUUUUUAGUUAUGGAAACUUAGUUAUCCAAUUUGCUUUAGG